UGACGAUUUCCUGACAGAAUUAUAUAUUAUCAGAAUUUUAAAGCGACUUUGAAAAAGUGAAUUAUGUUUUCCUAGUAACCUAUGAGGCACUGGUUUGUUCUCUUACCAUGCACGGAUGCUGGAUAUAAAAAGCGAUUCUAGCUCCCGCGUCGACCCACUCAAUUCCCGUCGUGAUCGCCCAAUUUCCUAAAAUGCUGUGAUAAAAGCUAAUUAAGGGCGACGCUCUACAUUCGGGUAUUGUUUUAGAGGUUUGAGCGGUUUUAAUUAUAUAUUUAGUUGACUAACAACUAAUGAGAUUUGCUAUAUUUCGUUUUUCCCCUUUAUUUUCCGUUUAGUAAGCUUUAGUAAGCAAAAACAUGUACUCUAAAAAUGUCUUUUUUUCGCACAAAAUUAAUUAGAAAAUGUGUUUUGAUUUAUUCACGAGGGGUCGUGUAAUGAAAUUCAGUAACGGAUGACAUUAACAUAUUUUUAUUUUGUUUUCGUAACGCCUUUUUUCUCUAGGAGAACAUCUAGGGGACAAAAAUAUAUAUAUUUUUUUACAAAAUAUAUAUUUUCGCGCAUGAUUGAAUAUAAAACGUAUUGUGAUUUUAUUUUUUAUAUCUUUAAAAUGUUUAUAAAAUUUACGGCAUUUACUUUUUUUCAUGCGACUUUAUUUUCACGCCAAAGUGCACUUUCCCACCACAGCAAAACAACCUCCUUCAGCCAUGUUAGAGGUACGAUUCCUCUUCUCACCGUGGGGCGUACAUACGAACAUCUCCGCUUGAGAUAAUUCCCGACUGGUACAUUGCUCAAUGUUCUCCAAGGGGUAAUGAAUGGCUAUCGUUAUCAGUAAAUUACGAGUCUAUUGUUAUUCCGACGGAUAUUUUAUGAUGAAAGACAAAGGAAUACCAUAACUUGCGAAAAAGCAAUUUCCAACGGGUUGACUCCGUUGGCUAAAUAUCAUUACUCGAGUAUUGUCUUCAACCCUUGACGGCUAAUUUGAAAAUGAUUACAUUUUCUAUCUUAAUGGCAAACUUGUAGUUGUGAUGGAUAUAAUAUGUAGGGGUGAAAUGUGUUAUAGUGAUUUGCACUCCAGGGUCUCUCCCACAUGCUGGACGCGCAGGAAAUUCGUCAAAUCUAUUACACACCCUGCGUGCUUCAGCGCACAGCUUCGGCCCAAAUGGGGAAUUCAUAGCAAUAACAUCUAGCAUAGAUCUCAGCCUUUUUUCUACGUCGAAACAUACAUGCAAAACGAAACGUUAAUAUAUCUGUAGGAUAACUUCGUUGACAUUUAGAGUUUUAUUUUCUUACCAAAGGGAGUUUUUUCGUUGAUUGUGUUGAAGGUGUUCGCAUGUGCCCGAGUAAGUUUAGACCAUAUAUUCUGUAAUUGUUUCAUUACUACUUAACGAGUAAGAAAAAACCUCAAUUCCAGAUACUUAGUCUGCUGCAUGCUGAUUUUCCCACCGUGUAGGGGUAAUACUUUGGACACAGAUAUGAGCCUAUGCAAUGAUCAAAGUUAUAGUUCUUUAGAGACUAUUAAUACAACGAAUCCAUUUUCAUAAAUGGAAUUUAAGAUCUCAGUUCGAGAAAUAAGUGAUUUCAAGUUUCACUUCAUAUUUCGUUUCAAGUGGUGUCCCUAACAUGAAAAUUCUAGGAUUGUUGUUCAAGGCCUCCUCGUUUGUUUUCUGUUAGACGCUUCCAAACAUCUAGUCUUCUUGGCUUCGUACCUAACCGAAGUCGUGUUUAGGCCUCGAAUGUGUUCCCUUCCUUUUAAAGUAUUCACAUGCAUUAAUCCAAUUUCCUUUUGUUUGACGAAAACAUGGAUAAGUGCUCUGUUACGACAAUCGUCGAAUACAAAUAAACUUCCCCACAUUUGCAUUCAGAAAGCUUUUCUAAUAGGGACUUCUGGUUAGCGAGCUAGGCAAACAACCGGCGACAAGCUCGGACAUUCGUUUCCGCCAAGAGUGUAGUGUACCCUAGCCUCUCUUUUUGUAUUGACUCUGUAAGACAAACCCGAGUUUGUCUGUUCACAUGAAAUAUCGAGACGCGAACAGCUGCGUUGAAGUGUGUAAUUAAUGUCCCCUUGCGAUUUUAAAUCCUAGCAAUUUUACUUAAAUAAGACAAAAAGGAUAAAUCGUUGUCAAUCGCUUUUGGCUGGCGAUGGUGUGAAACUCGCUCCGUGAUGUUUCCACCGUAUUCCGCUUCGUCUAUUAGUGCGUUCAUUUUGAAGUUAGCGGAACUCUCAGAGCGCCCAAAUGCGAGUGCUUAGUGCUGUUAAUGAACAUUAAUUUGCGCAGCAAGACUCAAUGUCGUAGUUUUGUACGAGCUGCCGAAAAGACGAAAGAAAAAAAGACAAUCUAUGAGCACGUCAAGUUUCGGUUAAAAAGCGCGCGAAAUAUGCCCACUGCCCACAUUGCCAGUAAAAGCUCGCUAAACAAAUGCGUAAAUAUGAUAGGUGUACAAAGCGAAAACCCGUGAAAUAUUCAGCAUCGCUAGAGGGCGGAACGCUUCCUUCCUUUGCGAAGCGAAGAAAUGGUUUAUUUAUUUGAUAACACGCUACUAGUCACCGCUGAAUGGAAAACAAGUCGAUGCGCUUAACCAUAUUGCCUCUGCGCGCCGGCCUUGACGUCACAGCACCAUUGGACUAGUUAUUUACAUGUGGUCUACCCGCGCUGUUCACUUGCUUCAACACUACUUGACGAAAGACCGCCGUAAGAUAACACUUCUGCAAAGAAACAAGAAUAACAUUCACCAAUAGACAACUAACAAACGCGCAACUCUUGGAAAUGAACAUCACGAACGCUUCUCGGAAUUCGUCCCUAGAUACGCCGCAGAAAUAUCUGGAUUUUUUCGCCGAGCCUUUCGGGCUGAUGGUGUUUCGUUUGACGAUUGAAGUUGUGAUAUUCGCUGUUGGGGUUCUCGGGAACGUCUUGGUCUGUGUUGUGGUGUUUAAAGAGCGUCUAUACAAAGCCAUAGCUUAUGUGUUUGUUUUGAACCUCGCGAUAGCCGACCUCGGUGUGCUAAUAUUCAGCGUGCCGUUCGGGCUAGUGCGGACGGAGGCUAUUAGCUGGCCGUUCGGCUGGUUCGGAUGCAAGGUGCUGUACCCAUUCAGCGAUAUCUUCCACGGCGUCUCCAUCGCGUCCAUUACCGCGAUCGCGGUUUAUCGUUACCGCGGUAUCGUGACAGGUCGCAGCCCGGACCCGCACCGCACUCGCAAGCAUGCGAAGCUCGUGGUCGCGUUAGUGUGGGUCGUCUCAUUCCUACUGCUCGUCCUACCUCUCUUCUUCAGUAUGCGCUACGAGAAAUUCAACGGCGACUUUUACUGUUUCCCGAAGUUCUCGAAAUUUUUGUACUUCAGGCUCUAUCAAGCUGAGUUAUUGCUCCUAACGUAUAUUAUCCCGUUAUGCAUCAUUCUGUUUACCUACAUCAAAAUCCGAGCACGUCUGCAGGAGAGUAUUCAACUUCGGCUGCAGAUCCGCCAGCAGUCCGGGUUUCGUCGUAACGAUCACUUCAACGAGAAGAACUUCAAGGCGCUCAAAAUCUUGACCCCCAUCGUGGUCGUGUUCGCGCUGACAAUGCUCCCGUAUAACAUUUACAGGUUCGCUGAUAUCUUCUUCGAUACUUCUGGCUUUAGGUACAUGCUCUUGUUUUUUAAGUUCUGCGUGGUGGCCUUCAUCUGUAACAGCUCAGCCAACCCCGUCAUCUAUACUUUGAUCAGCGAUGAGUUUCGCAAGGCGUUCAAGUGGCAUUUGCGCCAUUGCUCCGCCAGCCCUUCCUUUGAGCACAACAAGUUCUUUUCCGUCUCCGAGCGGUUUACUUCUAUGAAAAUGUCGUUUCUGCAUAGCAAUAAUAUCAAUGGACGAGAGGGGAGGAAGCGAGGGUCUAGCACGAUACUGUGAGAGGAAGAAAUCCUGCUUGUGUCUGACUGAAACUCACAUAGCUAUGUUCCACAAAAUGUUUGUUCGCCGCGAGAAAAAUAACACUAUAAUAGGGAGAGUAACAAACUAAGAUAAACAACUUUGGCGAGGCGUUGCAUUUCGAAUUUUAGGCUAGUGCUGGUAUAUACUUUCUGUGAUAGUAGUAUUACCGGCAAGAAAAAAACUUUCAUUGUAAGACAACCGGAGGAUGGAUGUGGAAAAGUCGAAAAGUAGUCAUUGCGCAAAGAAUUAACGAGUUUUGUUGAAAGCAAACAGCAAAUGAAUGAGCCUCCUAAAUAAAAUAAUAGUACCAAAUAUGACUGAAACUGCGACGAGAAAGUCAAUUUGAUGGGAGGAUCGAUUAUCGUUGCAAGAAAAGCGAAUAGGAUGAAACAGCGCCGAAGCCAUAAAACGUGUGUGUUUCUCUUGUCUCUCGUGUGUUUUCUCUUGUGUUUCUAAAUUUCACGGAAUUCUGCGUGAACAGUACUUAAAUCAUAGAAUAAGCCUUGGAUUGUGAGCUCGUUUUAGGGAUUAUUCUCUCAUCGUCAAGUGAUAGUACACUUAGGUUUAAGCCUUGCGGAACGUCAGUUCUCCUACCAAAACAAAUUACCUCCAAAAUUCAUACUUUGUUAAGACUAUAUAUAUUGUAAUAUUUGGAUUCACAGUGCAAAAAAGUGAACCUAGUAAAACUGUUAAACUUGUUUAUGUUCAUGAAGGCUAAAUGCCGCGAACAUGCCGAAAAAACGAAGUGAACUUGUUAUUUUUAGCACGAAAUUAUUUCUUUGAAAGUGUUUUUCAAGCAAAAACAUUGAGAAGUACUUGUACAGAAACAUCGUUCAUUGUUAAAAGAAUACUUGUAAAGAAAUAUCGUUUAUUGUUUGAAGAGAGAUUAUUUGGAGUCUUCAGCGAGAUUGGGGAAUCGCGCCCUAAUUGUAACAUGGACAUAGAAAAGUAAACUAUUACUUAAGGACCAAGAUAACGCAAAUAUGCGAAGCUGAAUGCUUAGUUAUGGUCCAUUAUGUGUUAUCUUGUAAAAACAGAGGAAAUAACAGUGUGAAUUUAUAAAUAUCUAGAUAUGUUUUCGCGGGGCAAAAUCCUUCCAUAAACAUGUAAAGCCAUAACACUUCCUUCCUCGGCUUGCCCUUAUUUCACUCUGUCGAGAUAAUAUCCAAUGUCAGGCCAGAUCAAAUAACCUAGUUCGAGCCAUAGCAUCGAAUUAAAAUCUGUCUACGAUAGAAAUUCGAUAAAUUUGCUCGGACUAUGAUUUCCUUUGGGAGAAUUCAAAAGGAUGGAUUAUGGUUUUUAAGCUUGUUUCUCGCCAAUAACUAGUGUCGGAUGUUUAAGACGAGAUAACACUGCUAAAACCCAAAUACUGAAUGUAAUGCAUUGUAUUGUUAGUGUUCUCCGUGCCUGUAGGCGCUUCUAGCUAUCCUCCUACACUUCUUUUCACACAAAACACCCAACAAACGAUUCCCAAACAUUACUCAGAUAUCACAUAACGAUAAAACUGCGCAGAAAACUUUAGCAGAAAGCGCCAGUCUGCUCCCCCUGUUUUAGUUCUUUAUUUCUUGUAUUAGGCGAUUUUUUGUCGGCUUUAUUUCUUUUGAUAUUCAGCCGGCACCAUGUUCAAAUUUGGCUCCAAAGGUGCACGACUCACCGGCUGCAGUUCACUAUUCUAUAACGUGGUGUUACUGCCAGUGUAACGCUCGUAUGGAAAUUCUGGAACCUUCGACGAUUAAACUCGAGUAAAAGGAUAAGAUAUUUGCCCUGCGCACGGUCGAACAAUAUCUAAGUAGACUGCGAAAGAUCGAUUAGAAAACCAUCAAGUGCGCGUGAUUAUUCAUUCUCAGAGUGUUUCGAAAAAAAGUAUACUUGAUGAGACAUCACCAUGAGAAAAGGUGUCACAGUUGAGAAUAAAGAAUAUUGCAGGACAAGUGCCAAGGCCAGUGAAGCGAAAAAAAAAAGCAUAGUCAGAUCAAUCGCUUAUCAAGGGCUCUAGUUACACCUUCCACGUGGAAAAAGACGACCCUUCCAGUUGUUAAAUCCCAAAAAGACUUUUACACAUAGAAUACUUCAGUAUUUUUUCCGUUAAUACUCUCUUCUUCGCAGUCGUUCUCUCACACGAUGUGGAGAUGAAAAAGUCGAACCCUACUAAGGCACAAAUAAAGGAGGAAGGACUAUCCACCUUAACGAUUGCCGAUCAUUCUCCCAUUCCUUUACAUUAUAAUCUGUCAGUCUCAAAGCCCCUGAAUUGAACUAGUUGUCGAGAUCCAGACAGUGAGAUCUACUUUACUUGAAGUGCUCCAAUUGGUGUGAGCUCGGAAGCUAGGAUCUGAAAGCUGGAGUUUCCCUGGUAAAUGGAUCCCGUAUCAAGGCGUGUUGUAGUUGAUCGAGUGCUUUAAGAGCCUUUUAUCGAUACUCUCCUUUCCUGACAGCUCCGUCUCUAGAUAUUCGCGACAACACUUGAUCUCGUAAAACAAAUUGGUUCAGUAUCAAUCAUCACUAAUUUAAUAACUGCACACUGCAGUUAAUUUAUAAUUUUUUUAUUAUCAAAUUUUGAUAAUGCGAGCGAAGGUUUACAGUCGCCUUUUAAAAAGAUUCUUGAGUGACAAAACUUUUUUUGCGAAAAUAGAUGAAAAUUAGAUGUGCAUCUUAGUACCGCACUAAAUCUACCUUUUAAUUUAAAUUUAAGCCUCAAUUCUUUUGCUAAAGCAUGUUAGGCUACAGAGUCUUUACUAUUUACGUAUGCUGACACGUAUUUACUUAUGUUUACACGCUGACAUUAUAACUAUGUGGACGAUUUUUCUUUCUAUAAUUUCACGUAUCAUCCUUUUUGAAUCGUGAAAUGCGUCUUGUACUUUAAGCCUCUUUGGCAACUUUUUCUUAAUAUUUUACGAUUUGUUCGUCUGUCAUAACAGAGCGAGCGAGCCUGCAAUUAGCAAGGCGUCGACGACCCAGACAACCUUUGAUUUGUCAAAGCCAUUCAACGUUUUGUAUUAGAAGUCGUCUCUUUCCGGCUUUUUUUUACAUCUACUUUCGUUCUCUGUCAGUUUCUGAAAAAGGGAAAUAAAAGAGGAUGCAAAGUCUAGAGGUUUUGAUAGCAACUUCACAUACUUUAAAUGGACAUGUUCGCUUGUUGUGUAGAAUUGCCACCUUUUUAAAGAGAGUCAGUCAGCCUCUCUAGUCAGACUUGUGUUUACCUCGCUGACCUUGCAC
Messenger RNA from Nematostella vectensis (starlet sea anemone), 7112 nucleotides. Its product is annotated as galanin receptor type 1. Gene Ontology annotation, cellular component: membrane. The transcript has a single exon. Bases 2766 to 3878 code for a protein of 370 amino acids. Gene Ontology annotation, biological process: G protein-coupled receptor signaling pathway. Gene Ontology annotation, molecular function: G protein-coupled receptor activity. Lineage: Eukaryota; Metazoa; Cnidaria; Anthozoa; Actiniaria; Edwardsiidae. The record is from RefSeq and is a predicted model, not a curated record.